This is a messenger RNA of Trichosurus vulpecula (common brushtail), 2264 nucleotides long. It is a transcript of the gene KAT5, whose product is annotated as lysine acetyltransferase 5. Gene Ontology annotation, molecular function: histone acetyltransferase activity. The coding region runs from base 307 to 1848 and encodes 513 amino acids. NCBI's taxonomy places the organism in Eukaryota, Metazoa, Chordata, Mammalia, Diprotodontia, Phalangeridae. Gene Ontology annotation, biological process: regulation of DNA-templated transcription. The record is from RefSeq and is a predicted model, not a curated record. The transcript is spliced from 14 exons.
AGGACCCAGCUCUCUUCCAAUCAGACCGCGAAGCGCGAGGCUCCGCCCCACCCCGGAUCCGGCCUGGGGCCUCGAGGUGGUCCCUGCGCCGCCUGCCCACCCCGAGGCCGAGCGCCCCUGAAGGCGGGCCGCCCUCGCCGCUCGCGUCGCGUACUUGGCCGGGGGCUCCCUCCCGCCCCCGGUCCCCCCCGCCCGGAGGCCCCUGUACCCCGCACACCCUCAGAGCUGGUGUCAGGGAGGUACCGGUACGCCGGAUGUGACGUCACCCCGCGGAGCCGGAAGCGGCUCCUGAGGGAGGGAGGGAAGAUGGCGGAGGUGGGCGAGGUCAUCGAGGGCUGCCGCCUGCCCGUGCUGCGGCGUAAUCAGGACAACGAGGAUGAGUGGCCUUUGGCCGAGAUCCUGAGUGUGAAGGACAUCAGUGGCCGGAAGCUGUUCUACGUUCACUACAUCGACUUUAACAAGCGCCUGGAUGAGUGGGUGACCCAUGACAGGCUGGACCUAAAGAAGAUCCAGUUUCCUAAAAAAGAGGCCAAGACUCCCACCAAAAAUGGGCUCCCUGGAUCCAGACCGGGCUCCCCUGAGAGGGAGGUGCCGGCUUCGGCCCAGGCCAGUGGGAAGACACUGCCGAUCCCGGUGCAGAUCACGCUCCGCUUCAACCUACCCAAGGAGCGAGAGGCCAUCCCCGGCGGCGAGCCUGACCAGCCCCUCUCCUCCAGCUCCUGCCUGCAACCCAACCACCGUUCCACGAAACGAAAAGUGGAAGUGGUUUCACCAGCAACUCCCGUGCCCAGCGAGACAGCGCCAGCCUCUGUCUUUCCUCAGAAUGGCUCAGCCCGGAGGGCACUGGCUGCCCAGCCAGGACGGAAGAGGAAGUCCAACUGUCUAGGCACCGAUGAGGACUCACAGGACAGCUCAGACGGCAUCCCCUCGGCCCCUCGCAUGACGGGCAGCUUGGUGUCUGACCGGAGCCACGACGACAUCGUUACCCGCAUGAAGAACAUCGAGUGCAUCGAGCUCGGCCGCCACCGCCUCAAGCCCUGGUACUUCUCCCCGUACCCCCAGGAACUGACCGCUCUGCCCGUGCUCUAUCUCUGCGAAUUCUGUCUGAAGUACGGGAAAAGCCUCAAGUGUCUACAGCGUCACCUGACCAAAUGUGACCUUCGACACCCCCCAGGCAAUGAGAUUUACCGCAAGGGUACCAUCUCUUUCUUUGAAAUCGAUGGGCGUAAGAACAAGAGUUAUUCCCAGAACCUCUGCCUUUUGGCCAAGUGUUUCCUGGACCACAAGACCCUAUAUUACGACACAGACCCGUUCCUCUUCUACGUCAUGACUGAGUAUGAUUGCAAGGGCUUCCACAUCGUCGGCUACUUCUCGAAGGAAAAGGAGUCCACAGAGGAUUACAAUGUGGCAUGCAUUCUGACCCUCCCUCCGUACCAGCGACGUGGCUAUGGCAAGCUGCUCAUCGAGUUCAGCUAUGAGUUGUCUAAGGUGGAAGGGAAGACAGGAACCCCGGAGAAGCCCCUCUCGGACCUUGGCCUCCUGUCCUAUCGCAGCUACUGGUCGCAGACCAUCCUGGAGAUUCUCAUGGGACUCAAGUCGGAGAGUGGCGAGCGGCCCCAGAUCACCAUCAAUGAGAUCAGCGAGAUCACCAGCAUCAAGAAGGAAGACGUCAUCUCCACCCUGCAGUACCUCAACCUUAUCAACUACUACAAGGGCCAGUAUAUCCUGACUCUGUCAGAGGACAUCGUGGAUGGCCAUGAGCGGGCCAUGCUAAAACGGCUUUUGCGCAUCGACUCUAAAUGUCUACACUUCACCCCCAAAGACUGGAGCAAACGGGGAAAGUGGUGACGACCUCCCCUUCCACUGUGCCGUGCCCCAUGGUUGCCGGGCCUCUUCUGCCACCGGGGCUGGACUAAACAGGACCCCAGGCAGGAAGGGUCUUGGGCUUGGCCCUGGGCACGUGAGCCAUUGACAUGGGAAGAGGAAGAGAUCAGAGGCUGGAGACUGCUGCCCCCAACUGGAUGCUCCUCCCCACUGGGGUGGCGAGGCUGUGGGCCUUGGGCCCCUGUGUACAGAAAGCUGGGCAGCAGUGUGUAGUGUUGAGGGGAGGGCGGGCUGCUGGGGCGUGUACAGUUGUUUUGUAAAGUGUGAGCCAGAGGGGCUGCAGGAGGUGCAGCCUGGACGCUCCUGCUGUUUCAUCUGCAAUAAACUGUUUGUACGGACCAGGGUCUCCUCCUGGGGGCCAAGAAGGGGGAGAUGCCACA